Puntigrus tetrazona (Sumatra barb) is the source of this 1471-nucleotide messenger RNA. Its product is annotated as GTPase IMAP family member 7-like. The record is from RefSeq and is a predicted model, not a curated record. Lineage: Eukaryota; Metazoa; Chordata; Actinopteri; Cypriniformes; Cyprinidae. Gene Ontology annotation, molecular function: GTP binding. Bases 455 to 1435 code for a protein of 326 amino acids. The transcript has 2 exons.
CAGUUAUUAUUGUUUGAAGGGAAAGGUUGUUCAAAACCCAGCUGAAGAUCAGAAACAAUCUGAAGCGUGAUGAAGAUGUACUACAGAAACAUGCAAGCAGGCUAAAUCGGUUUGGAUGAAAUCAUCGUCUUCGUUUUUGUCAUUUUUUUAGACCACACAUUCACGCAGGAGAACCUAUUUUACAGAGAAUUCUGGCCCCUACCGUAAACCCUUGUUUUCAUUUGCUGUGAGAGUAUUUUCACUUUAUAACACGAACCAUUACCAUUAAUACAUUUAAAUGCAUGAUUAUUAUUAAAAGAUAGCGUCGUGUUUGUGUCUGCAGCUCAACGUGAUCGCGCCACCUUCAGACCUCGGUCACCGUUUCGAGUUUAUCUCGGGCUGGUCUACAAGAUCCAGAACCUCCACGAUCAGAAACCGCUGCUGCUUCAACCAAGAGACUUCCAUCGAAAGAAAAAUGAUGCAGCGAACUGUGGAGCAUCUUCAGAUUCUGCUGAUCGGUAAAACCGGUUCAGGAGUAAGCUCUUCUGGAAACACUAUCCUGGGUGAAAAUGUGUUUCUGAGCGGUCGGAGCCUGACCUCCAUCACCAACAGAUGCCAAAAACACACGGCUGAAGUGUCCAACAGAAGAGUUACAGUAACGGACACCCCGACUUUCUUCAAUACCACCAAUAUUGGUCUCAAUGAGGAGUUAAAGAGAGGCUUGAAGACGUGCUCUUCAGGGAUCCACGCCAUUCUUCUGGUUUUCCCUUUACACACUUUCACUCAGCAAGAUGCUGAGACCAUGCUCUUAUUCAAGCAGAUGUUUGGUGAAAACGCUGUGAAACACACUCUAGUCCUGUUCACACAUGGAGACCAGCUUCAAAAUAAAUCAAUCGAUCAACUCAUUAGAAGCAACGCUGGGCUGUCCAAACUAACAGAGGAGUGUGGAGGGAGAUUUCAUUCACUGAACAACACGGAUCUGAACGACAGAGAGCAGGUCGCCAAACUCUUGACCAAGAUCCAGCGGAUGGUGUCUGAAAACCAGACCAGCUGCUACACCCUACAGAUGUUUGAGAGUCAGUCACGCAAAGCGCUUCUGCAGAGGUUUACAAAGAAGAAACCUCUGUGCGCAGUCAGUGCUUUUACUGUGUUUGCAUUGGGUUUUGUUAAUAUGAGGAACGAAGGGUCGUUUGAUGUCAACACGUUUCUGCGUGGUUGUGCUGGAGGGGUGUUAUCAGCGGUGUCAGGAGCCGUCUGCUCACAGAUACCCGACAGAUGGCUUCAGAGAUUCACUGAAGAGCAUCCGAAAUGCGUCAAACUGCUGGAAGUCACAAGCGGUUGUGCCGCUGGGUUGGUCGCAGGGUAUUUUGUGGCUCCAGGUGGUUUAUCAGCUAUGUUAUUAAAAGGAUUGCAAGGGUGUGUGGUUUAUACCCUCUUCAGACACCAUUUCAGAUAACCAUCCGAACUGCUGCGUGGAACAAACAUGUAUCUC